AUGUCGUCUGAGCCUACGAAAUUGGAGGUAGAAUACAUUAGUGAAGAAAAAUUAAUUAAGGAAAAUAGUGGUGCUCAGUCUCCUCUUGCUCUUCUAGCUGCUACUUGCAGCCGUCUCGGCCCCGCUAACAUGGGGCCCGACCAGCAACAAGAUAAAGAACAACAACAUUACAGCCCACAGCAACAACAGCAAGUCCAACAGCAGCAGCAGCAACAGCAACAAGUUCAACAACAGCAGGCCCAACAGCAGCAACAGCAACAACAACAGCAGCAGCAGCAACAAGUCCAACAACAACAACAGGUCCAACAACAGCUCGUACAACAACAAGGCGAAGUUGCGCUCGCCAUUCAACAGCACUAUCUACAACAACAACAGCAGCAGCAACCGCAAUUGAGAGUCAUCAGCACUGCUGUUGUUCAACAGCUCAGAGCGCAAGGGCUGUCGGGCAACGAACUGUCUGCAGCUAUUGUGAAUGCUGCAAGCACUGUACCUAAUGGCAUCCAAGUGCAACAACCUCAGGUGAUAUCGAUGCAACAGCUUCAGUCCUUACUGGGCGGGGGCGUAGUAACAAGCUCUGAUGGCGCUACCUACCAAAACCCAUCGCAGCCCCUUCUUCAGUUACAUCCACAGUUAUUACAGCAACAAGCGGGCAACGUAUAUGGAGGUUGUUUGGUUGGAGGCGUGGGUGGGGGUGUGGCCCCGAUGCAAACUGUCACUGUGGACGGACAAGAAGCCCUCUUCAUACCCGCACAACAUGCACAGAAUUUCUCGGGCAUGGGGCAAGUAAGUCUAGUGAAUGGACAGCUAGUGCGGACACCAGUGUUACCGGCUGGCUUCCUACAAAACGUGAUGCAUUUACCUACAGAGCAGCAAGCGACCAUCACUAUCCCCGGUACUAACAUAAGCAUCCCCCUGAGCGCGAUCGGGAACCAAUCGGUCAUCAUCCCCGGGUCGAACCUAAUACCCGGCGUUCAGAUACCCAACUCGGUUCAGUUGCCCGUGAGCGUCGCUAACGUGACGAACGGCGUAUUAAAUGGGGGGGAGAAGAAGGAAAGUAAGGAGCAGACCGAAGCACAAGGAGGUGGUGUAGCAGUAAGAGGGGGCGUGGGGGGUGUUGGUGGAGUUGGCAGCAUGGGCAUGGUACCCGUACAAGUCCCCGUGAGCAUAGCCAAUGGGCAUACAGUGUAUCAAACUGUACACGUACCCGUACACGCGCCGCAUUUGCAAAUUAUACCGCAGCUGCAACAGAUGCAAGCACAACCCCAGGUCGCCAACGUUUUGACUCCAUCAGGGCAGAUUCAACAAAUACAGAUUGCGUCCUUAGGGAAUGUUCAGGUGCAGCAAAAUGGCGCCACCCAGAACGCAGUCAGCGCAUCUCCAACGCCUGCUACCAUUACUUUACAGGUACCAACUCUGGGUGUGGGGGGUCUAGGAGGUGCUGUGCAGCUCGUUCCCGCAGUUGGCCUUCCAGGCGGAGUACAGCUGGCGCAAAUACCACAGGCUCAACCACAACCACAACAACAGGCUGUUUCUAUUGGCCAGCAGAUACAACAGGAUCCUAAUGAGCCUGGAAAAUGGCAAGUUGUGACCGUGAACUCAAGCAGUGGUAAUAAUGGGAACAAUGCAGUCAGCGCUACUUCCGAGUGUGAAGUCACCAAGCAGAGAUCAGUUAGUCCCAACAGUGGGAAGCGAUUGGUUAAGCGUGUAGCAUGUACUUGCCCGAAUUGUGAUCAGGGAGAAAACCGCUUGGUUGAUCGGAAAAAACAGCAUGUCUGCCACAUGCCAGGAUGUAACAAGGUGUAUGGAAAAACGUCACAUUUACGUGCGCAUUUACGCUGGCAUUCUGGAGAAAGACCAUUCUUGUGCAAUUGGCUUUUCUGUGGGAAAAGGUUUACUCGAUCAGACGAGCUACAGCGUCAUAGGCGGACACAUACAGGGGAAAAGAGAUUUGAAUGUCCUGAGUGCAGUAAAAGAUUUAUGAGAUCAGAUCAUUUAGCCAAGCAUGUCCGGAUACACACCAAAAAUAGAAUUACAGAGGUAGCCACAUCGACCCAAUCUAUGUAUUCUGAUUCCGGAGAUGAUAGCUGUGAAGAGAAGAUGAUGCUCACAAUUGAGACGAUACAUUCUAACGACAAUGACGAGAAACUGGUUAUGAUAAGGCCUGGGCCUAAGAUGGAACCUGAUCACGUGGACAGUUAG
Leptosia nina is the source of this 2199-nucleotide messenger RNA. NCBI's taxonomy places the organism in Eukaryota, Metazoa, Arthropoda, Insecta, Lepidoptera, Pieridae. The record is from the annotation of a GenBank genome assembly.